This is a messenger RNA of Aspergillus melleus, 609 nucleotides long. RefSeq lists its product as uncharacterized. The transcript has a single exon. NCBI's taxonomy places the organism in Eukaryota, Fungi, Ascomycota, Eurotiomycetes, Eurotiales, Aspergillaceae. The record is from RefSeq and is a predicted model, not a curated record. The coding region runs from base 1 to 609 and encodes 202 amino acids.
AUGGAUCCUACCAAUUCCAGAUCGAAGUGCUCGACUCAAACACAGUCUACGCCAGAAACCGGGAGCACGACUGUUUAUGACCUACAUUUCGAGCAGCAUGUUACCGACCAUGGUAUUUUCCUACCGUCAUAUAAAUACCCAGAUGAUACAAAACCAACCAAGCCGGACAACUCUGCAGACAUCCACAGGAGAUUACGAGUUCCUCGACCUUCACUAGCAUUAUCACAAGGCCCUCUGGAAAAAGAGUACGAAGAAUUCAGAGAGCUUAACGACAAUGCUGCGCGUGAGCAGCUAGUUGUCAAGGACAUAUUGCCUGUUCUUGAGGGCAAGCGCAAGGCCUGUUUCCACACUGACGGUGGGCACCCAUUUAACAACCUUGCUCCUUUGACCGACGGCACGCUAGCUAAUGCUAAGCCUGAUUUCUACCACGGCGCAUCCCCAGACCAGCUAAAGCCUGGAAUUCGGAAACAGUUGGACAGCCAGAUCAUGCCCUCAACUCAGAGCAGCAGACCAGUGGCACCGAACUUUUUUGUUGAAGCAAAAGGUCACGCGGGGUCUGUUCCUGGGGCUAAGCGCCAGGCCUGUUAUGACGGCGCUCUGGGGGCUUGA